Molecule: messenger RNA, 1233 nt
Organism: Lodderomyces elongisporus
Lineage: Eukaryota; Fungi; Ascomycota; Pichiomycetes; Serinales; Debaryomycetaceae
Gene: HOS1
Product: histone deacetylase
Exons: 1
Coding region: 1-1233 (410 amino acids)
Biological process (GO): negative regulation of transcription by RNA polymerase II
Cellular component (GO): nucleus
Molecular function (GO): histone deacetylase activity
Source: RefSeq, a predicted model, not a curated record
AUGAGGGAUCAGGUAAUUUUGGUAGAUGUGGACAUUCUCACUGAACUCGCUGACAAAUUACCCUCUAAUCAUGGACGACUGUCUCUUGUACAGGAAUUAAUUAGGGUAUAUGCCUUGCACAAAUACUGUCAAAUUAUUGAUGUUGUGGCACCUGUCGAUAAACGUGUCCUCACUCAAUACCACGAUGCCGAUUUCAUAAAUCACAUUUUUGCUCCAAGAUUGGACAUUGAUAAGCAAGAUGAACAUUACAAUCUGCUUUCAAAACGUUUGGAUUCUACUUUUCCUUUUGACAAAGAGUGUUUGAUACCGCAAGAUCAAACGGAGGAAGAGUUAGUGUCUUUGGAUGAGAAUUAUGGAUUAACACACGAUUGUUAUGUAUUUCCAUUCAUGCGCCAUUACGUUGCACUCACAGCUGCUUCAACAAUUGAAUUAGCCACUCAUAUAGCAAGAAUGGUCGUCAAUUCUCGAGAUUCGGAUGAUUUACAUAUCAGGCCUAUUGGUAUUAAUUGGUAUGGUGGUCGACACCAUUGCCAUCGGGCAAAAUGCUCUGGUUUUUGUUAUAUAAAUGAUGUUGUGCUUGGUAUAAAUGCAUUACGCAAAUUGACUUCUGCCACAGUUUUUUACCUCGAUUUGGAUCUUCAUCAUGGCGAUGGUAUUAGUCAGGCUUUUCAAUAUUCUAAAAAAGUGACAACUUGUUCGAUACAUAGGUUUGAUGUGGGGUUUUUUCCUGGAACUGGCGAUGUGAGAGCUUCUGUAAAUGGCGACUACAAUAUACCAACGAAAAGAGGUUUAAACGACGAAUCAUUGCGGUGGAUAGUUGAAAAUAUUGUGCAGCCAUUAAUUCAAAAACAUCAACCACAAUAUCUAUUUAUUCAAUGUGGGUGCGAUGGAUUAAGCACAGAUCCACAUAAAGAGUGGAAUUUAACUAUUUGUGGAUACGCAAAAGUUAUAAAGCUGCUUUUGGAUGCAAUAAGAAUACCAGUGAUUUUGUUAGGAGGUGGCGGCUACAAUUUCACAGAAGCUGCAAAGUUUUGGACCUAUCUUACAGCUUUGGUGACCGAAAUUCCAAUAAGUGAUACUUUAGAUGAUAUCCCUGAACACAAAUGUCUAGACAGUUAUGAGAAUGAUGGCUACCGAUUCUGGACUGACAGAAACACUCAACGGGGGAAAAUGAAUGAUGAAAAUGACCCAAGGUAUCUUGAGUCUAUUCGAGAUCAUCUAUUAAACUUAUAG